AUGAGGAGUAAGGGAUACCGAAGAGGAACGAGGUCGAUGUUUUCACAGGACCACAGGAAGCAUGGGGUUGCAAGAACUAACAAGUAUCUUGAGAAGUAUGAAAUAGGAGAUCUUGUUGAUAUUGUGGUGAAUCCUGCUAUGAUGAAGGGAAUGCCGUAUAAGUACUAUCAAGGAAGGACAGGACGAGUAUAUGAUGUGAAGCCAAGAUCGUUGAACAUUGCUAUACGAAAGAAGGUGCGAGGGAAGUACGUGAUCAAGAAGGUUAUUGCGCGUGUUGAGCAUGUGAGGAAGAGCAGAAGCGAGGAGGAGAGUAAGAAGAGGAUCCAGGAGAUGGACGAGAGGAUUGAAAAGGCGAAGGCAGAAGGAUUGGUAAUGCCAAGAACCAAGAGGCAGAUGAAGGGACCAAGGGAGGCGAUGGAAAUCAUUCUUGAGAACAACCGACCAGUUGAAGUUGGAUAUGAGCCCUAUAUUGCGAUUUUCUGA
Messenger RNA from Ordospora colligata OC4, 483 nucleotides. RefSeq names its product ribosomal protein L21. Lineage: Eukaryota; Fungi; Microsporidia; Ordosporidae. Gene Ontology annotation, molecular function: structural constituent of ribosome. Gene Ontology annotation, cellular component: ribosome; cytosolic large ribosomal subunit. The coding region runs from base 1 to 483 and encodes 160 amino acids. The transcript has a single exon. The record is from RefSeq and is a predicted model, not a curated record. Gene Ontology annotation, biological process: translation.